GCAAAUCAAAUGAGAAUAUCGAAAAUCCCCAGGCCUCCCUCAAGCUGUCCCCAUGUUCGCUAAGAAUGAAUGCCGUACAAGGGAAUGAGCACAGCCCUAAAACAGUGCCACCGUAAGAAGCCCCACGCUAAUGCAAUGCGAUGGGAGUUUUAGUGCGAAAACCUUGAACCUGUGAAAAAGGUAUACCAACCGAAUAGUCAAUUGAGAACAAAGAUGGCCACCGCAAGAGACGCACAGCCAAGCGUGCCAGCGCUGCCACCCAAUGUCUCCAUCUUUUCGCCGACAGACCCAAACGCAGCCAAGACCCUGCUGAGCAGCCGCAUCUUUACGCGUCUCGCUAUCAGUGCUCAAACUGAGCCGGCACAACUCACGGCUGCGCUGAAGAACCCAGCACGGCCCGAGAUCAGCGAGGCCUUUUGCCUCAGUCACGGGAAUGCCGUGUUGAUAUUCGACGGUGGCUCAGAAGGUAGCGACCUGGAAGAUUCGCACCACGAGCACUUCCGCCUCGUAUGUCUGGCCCUCAAGGAUGCCGACAUUAGUCUUGAUGUCGCUGGAUGCGUUUUUGAUACCACGGAUGUUUUGCAAGCGGGAUUCCAGCUCGAUACAUUGAGCUCUGGGUCAGUUCUAGUCAUCGACUUGAUGAGUGGAGGGGAUGAUGACAGCUCCGAUGAGGAUGAGGACGACAACUCGACUGGGCAAGGGUUCUUGAUGAGCGGAGAUUCUGGUGCGACAAUCUCAUGAAAUGUACCACUCGUAUCAAUUUGUACGUCCAGGAACAGAACUACCCGACUGACACGAAACGAUGGCAGAAGCAUAUUGUGUCUCCAAGAGAGGAUCCGAUUUGUUAUGGUUGUAGAUAUUAUGUAAAUACAUUCUGUCGUGUAUAUAUUUGACAAUGAUCUGGUUCAAUUGUGGCUAAACCUUCAAAUAAGGAAACACAACGAAUAGGAGUUAAAAGACCGCAGUAUGGGCUUCAUUUUGAGGUUUGUACUGGACGGUCACAAAACUACCACCAGUUCUCUCUCCCGCGUCUUUUCGGUGCCACUAGAUCGCCUAUAAAGUACAUCUAGGCGUGGUGGCCAUGUCAACAUAUCCUAACAUAGAGAAGCUGGCGGUUCUUAGGUAUAAAUCAUUGCGAUAUUGUUUUUUGUCAGCUGUACGAUACAGGGCGAUUGCGUACGAUGUCGUGAUAAGCAGUGGGGUUAUAAAGCGGGUUCU
This is a messenger RNA of Truncatella angustata, 1218 nucleotides long. RefSeq lists its product as uncharacterized. Bases 214 to 741 code for a protein of 175 amino acids. NCBI's taxonomy places the organism in Eukaryota, Fungi, Ascomycota, Sordariomycetes, Amphisphaeriales, Sporocadaceae. The record is from RefSeq and is a predicted model, not a curated record. The transcript has 2 exons.